CUUCUUAUCUUUCUCUUUUUACUUUCUCUUUUCUCUUCUCUUCUAUUCUGCCUGCUCAACUCUUCCGGAGGAGGCCUUGCUCUCUUUGGCCUCUCUCUCUCUUUCUCUUUCUCCUUUUGUUUUACCUGAUGUAUUUAAUAUCUAACUUGAUUUAUAAUUUGUUAAGGUUAUGUUAUUGUUAUUUAGUUAAGAUUAUUUUGUUCUUUUGUUACUUUGUUACAGUAUAUUGACUUAUCUGAGUUUCACCUUACAUUCAAUGUUAAGUGAUGUUUACAGUUAAGCUUAUGGUUUAUUUGUUAAUAAAUCAUAAUUUUACCACCAUUUACAUAUCUCUCCUUAUAUGCCAUGCCACUACUCUACUACUACUUGAUAAUUAUUGGUCAAAACUUUAGGGAGUCAGAUUAAUCGUAGUUUCUCGUAAUAUUUACCACUGCUUCACCGCUCUGUCCUGUUCAAGACACAUUCAACAUAAAAUUUACAGUGUCCUUAUUCCAGGAAACAUUUAUUGCCAAAGAUGGUUUGACAAGAAUGAUUGGGCCUCUUCCAGAAGUGAAACGAUAUAUUUCAUGUGACACCUACAGAUGCGGUAUGUGAUAAAGUUCAUAGCCGCACACCUUACCUGUGGCAGAUCUGGAAACAAAACAUGACGGAACCCCACCCCUAUACUUCGACACAAUGACCUGUGGAUCGGCUACAGUUCGACGCCUUUCCAAGACUACCUCAGCACUGCUCUCACUUUCCUCACUCAUCACAAAGUGGGUUUGGUACUGGGAAGAGUCAGAAGACAGAUGGAAAGAGUUUGGGCCACUGGCUGGUGAUGAGCAAUCUUUAUCCAUCACAAGUGAUGAACUGGAGAGGCGAUAUCUCAACAGUGAAACAACAGUAACAUUUUCAGCUGGAUAUCAUCAAUAUGAACUAAGUUUUUUGGAUAUGCUUCAAACAAAUACCAUUACCCAAACACAGAGGCUCGUGAGAAGACGACCAGUGUUCAUCUCAAAUGCAGAGAUCCAGAAAGCCUGUGACAUAUACUGCAACAAAGCACCACCUAUUAUCCCAGAGUCUUUGCCAGAUUACUGGGACCCUCAUCUAUUGCCUCCAGUAGGAUAUGAGAGAAUCAAGCUGGACACAGCAUCUCCAGAAUACUCCAAUGUCCUCAAUCGCUUCGAUAAAACCAUGGCAGGUUGUAACAUUUUGAGCGUUGAGAGAAUACAAAAUCUGGCCUUGUGGAAAUUUUUCAAUUUGCAGAAGGAUGAUAUGGAAACCAAAGCUGGGAGGGAUGUCCUUGAGAGAUUUCUCUUCCAUGGGACUAAAUCAGAGUAUGUGGAUGCUAUCUGCCGUGAAAACAUAGACUGGAGGGUGUGUGGCGAGAAUGGAACUAGUUAUGGCAGAGGAUCUUAUUUUGCCCGAGAUGCAAAGUACUCUAACCAAUACACCGAUUUGACUGGAACACAAUCCAUGUUCGUUUGCCGGAUUUUGGUGGGAGACUUUACAUUAGGACAUCCAGAUUACAACAAGCCUCCUUUCAAAGAUGAAGAAAAAACUGCAGCAUUUGAUAGCUGUGUGAAUAAGAUACAGAACCCUAGUAUAUUUGUUGUUUUUGAGAAGAAUCAGAUUUACCCAGAGUAUCUUAUUCAGUAUGAAGAACCUGAUAAUCAGGUAGCACCCCCAGCUCAAGUCCCACAACCUGUUCAAAUAGUGCCCCCUGUUCAAGUAGCUGUUGUGGCACAACCCCCUGCAGUUCCCACUCAGGGGUCACCACCUAAGUCAGACAGAUGUGGCUGUUGCUGUGAUUGUUGCCUGAGUUUUAUCUAUAUUUUGUUUUGCUGCUGCUGCUGCUGUGAAUAAUAAUGUAUGUACAAAACCUGCUACAUCGCUUCCUUAAAGCAGAAGGAAGGAAGCUGGCUGAGAGCCUUCUGCUGUUUAUAGCCCAUUGCUAGUGUUUCAGCCGCUUACUGUGCAGUUGAGAGCAGGGGUAAGACAUGUACUGCUUUCUGGCACUAGAUGGCGUCAGAGAAACGUUAAUUUCACAAUUCAACCCCUGUCAUACCAUUCAGUCGUACUGUCAAUGGUUAAGUUCUUAAUUGUACAAAAUAACACCAGGAAACUA
This is a messenger RNA of Alosa sapidissima (American shad), 2107 nucleotides long. Its product is annotated as protein mono-ADP-ribosyltransferase PARP12-like. The record is from RefSeq and is a predicted model, not a curated record. Lineage: Eukaryota; Metazoa; Chordata; Actinopteri; Clupeiformes; Clupeidae. Gene Ontology annotation, molecular function: NAD+ poly-ADP-ribosyltransferase activity. The coding region runs from base 676 to 1845 and encodes 389 amino acids. The transcript has 9 exons.